AUGGCGACCAAUACAGAGGACGUAAAGCAUGAAAGCGAGGCACUUGGGAUGACCGGAGAAAAUGGAGGCGAUGGCGCGGUGUCAUCGUCGUCGUCAGAAGUUGUUCUGAAGAAAGGGCCGUGGACGGCGGCGGAGGACACAGUGUUGAUAGAGUAUGUGACAAAGCAUGGAGAAGGGAAUUGGAAUGCGGUGCAGAGAAACACAGGACUAGCUCGCUGUGGCAAGAGCUGUAGGCUGAGAUGGGCGAACCAUUUGCGACCCAAUUUGAAAAAAGGAGCUUUCUCUCCCGAGGAAGAGAAGCUCAUCCUCGAGCUUCAUGCACAGUUUGGUAACAAAUGGGCUCGCAUGGCUGCGUUGUUACCUGGGCGUACAGACAAUGAAAUCAAAAAUUAUUGGAACACGAGAGUGAAGCGCCGUCAACGACAAGGUCUGCCUCUUUAUUCCAAUGAACCUGAUCAUCGUCCCACCAACUCACCCAAAGCCACCAUUAAUGCUUCUCCAGCUCUUCCUAAUAACGCUACACAAUUCGAGUCCAUUUAUCAACGCUACCAUUAUCCUCCUUUGUCUCUUCAACUCCACUACCUCCCCAAUAUUCUCCUCUUUCAUCGCCAUUACAGCCUAAACCCACCAUUUCUGACCCAAUGA
Prosopis cineraria is the source of this 645-nucleotide messenger RNA. Its product is annotated as transcription factor MYB101-like. Bases 1 to 645 code for a protein of 214 amino acids. The transcript has 2 exons. NCBI's taxonomy places the organism in Eukaryota, Viridiplantae, Streptophyta, Magnoliopsida, Fabales, Fabaceae. The record is from RefSeq and is a predicted model, not a curated record.